UGUUAACAAGUCCUCCGCGCUGACGGGUGGGGAAGCGGGGGGGGACGCGGCGCUCCCGAACUCGCCCGAAGCACUGCGAGGGCGAGGACUUGACUGCGCGGCGCGGCCCCCGAGUGACCGCCGGGCCGGGGAUGCGCGGCGAGAGAAGGGGCUGUGGGUGGGGGGACACCCCCGCCACCUCUGCCCGGCCCCGCGGGAGCUGCCCCGAGAGGGUCUCGCUCUCCCUGAGGGGCAGUUCCCGAGGGCGGGAGCCCAUCGCCUGCCGGCGGGGAGCGGGGCGCCGGCAGCCGCGCCGUGAGGGGCCGGGGGCCGCAGCAGCGCCCGCCCCCGGCGCGCAAGGGAGGCUCCCGGCCGGGGGCGGCGGUGACGGGGGGAGGACUGAGGCUGGAAAGGUGCGUGCUCGGAUUGCUGGAGGGCCGGUCUCGACCCGUGCGUACGGAAAUGAAGCUACCAUUUGUGACGAGCGUACCCGUCUUCUCGUCCUGAGGACCUCUUUGCAGCUGUGAAACAGAUAGUUUGCCGUCCAGAGCGAGUCUGCUGGUAACCGUUAUAGAGCUAAUGCCGUGUUAAAAUGCAGUGUAUAAAUAAACUGUGCAUACAUUAGUAGCAGCAGAAAACCACUACUCUCAGCCGAGCCAACUUUCUGUGUGAGAGCGACGGACAGAUGAAAUAAAGGAUAUGUUUACAAAAUGGGCUUUGCUUUCUGCAUGAGGGCUUCAGAUUGGCUGAGGGAAUUUGGCGUGCCCGGCUAAGUCACGUAUUUGGAGAAGUUCCCUAUGAAAGCAGCAUAAUAUUAAAAGUGGAACAAACACCAGCGUAAGCCCCUGAGCUAUCAGGAGGCCUCGGCUGACUGCAGCUUGAGUCCUCUGCUUUCCUCUCCUUCUUCUGCUGCUUAUGCCAAACCUUUAGGAUAUCUCAGGAUGUCCAGAGAUUUUUCCACGCCAGUUCUGCUAAUUGAGGGUGGGGGAAAAAGGGUCAUUGCAAUUAUGUACUGGCUCCCUCUAGCGUGCCAGAGGUACUGCUGCAUUUGGGGUAUAUCCCGUGUGCGUGCAUCCUGUGGGGCGGGUGUGUAUCUGUAUACAUACAUACCGUGGGCUAUGCGCUGUGCCUAAGUGUGCACGCAUG
Passer montanus (Eurasian tree sparrow) is the source of this 1125-nucleotide messenger RNA. Its product is annotated as translation initiation factor IF-2-like. The record is from RefSeq and is a predicted model, not a curated record. The transcript has 2 exons. NCBI's taxonomy places the organism in Eukaryota, Metazoa, Chordata, Aves, Passeriformes, Passeridae. The coding region runs from base 132 to 506 and encodes 124 amino acids.